AUGGCAAACCCAAUCGCAGCCCACAAACACUGGUUCACAAACCGUGCUCCGUGCAGCUUGAGUGUGCCCAUGCCGAACAUGAACGAGCCGGUAUCGACAAUCAGCACGUCGUCUGCCGUCAGCGUCGACUCCAGCUUGUUCGACAGGUCCACCAGGUUUAGCGCGUUGGCUCCCGAAGACCGCAACCCGCUGUUCAUCUCCACGUCAAAGGCUCCCAAAUGGAGCACCAGAUCGGCAUCCUCCAAAACACCGGCCAAUUGCUCGUUAUCCAUUCCUGCCUGGUACGUUCCCACAUACCCGGAAACGUCCUCGCUCACAAUUCCCUUGCCCAUGAACGUGUCAAACACGUUCGUCUUGCCCGCCAGCUUGUCUAGCAGCACGCCAAGAGCUCCCGUCAUCUUGCACCGCCCGAGCAGAAAGCUCGCCAACUCCAUACGUUGUCACCAUGACAGACAUUUUGUCGCAGGUCUUGGUGUAGCCGUCACAAGCAUACGCCGAAUUCAGUUCAUUGCAACAGCCAACCCAGUCCAAACCUUCCACAUCAUACAGAUGCUCCAGAAAGUUCAGAUUGAAGUCGCCGGGCACGCCAAACACCGACCUGAUUCCGAGCUGCCGUUACGUUCGUGUUCCUCAUUCCUUCACCUCACGUGCCUCCACAUAAUACCACGCCGUGGACCGCGCCAGCUUGAACGGAUUGCUGCUCUUGUCGCCAAAGUUCUGGUCGUUGACGACUUUCGACUCGAUCCGCGAAAUCCGUCCAACAAGCCAGUCCCGGUCGCUCAAGUCGAUGUACCCGUCGCCGUCCUUGCUGUUCUUCAGAUAGUAGUUCGGGCUGCCAAAGUUGAAUGCAGCCCACGGCUGUUCUUCGUCGCCAUUUGUUUCCUCGCUGGCUGGCGUAAGUGUUUUAAGGAAGAGAACAAGAUCCCCAACUUUAAAGUUGCGGAACGCAAUCUUGCCGUCCAGUUCGGUCGUCAGCGCCUUCAGCUCCUGUUUCUGCUGAUUCUUGUCCUUUUGCAAUUUCCUUGCGAGGGUCUCCACGUCGUUGAACCGACGAUACACUCGUUCAACGACCAGUUCGCUAUCGAUGUGGUUGAACCGCAAAAAGUUCUGGAAUCCUUUUUCAAUGUUCAAGCUCUCAAGAAAUGGUGUAAUUCAAGACAUUCAUAUCCACCCAGUGGAGAUACUGCUCUGCCUCAGGAACAACCUCGCUCGAAACAACCUCCAUCAGCGCAUUAUCGAUCUGAUCAGUGUCUUCCAGAACCUUUCACUCUUUUAAUCGUCAGAAGACCUGGCUGGUCCUCCACCGAUGUGGUUUCUCUGACCAGCAAUAGCCCAAUAGACUCCAGUAACAAACACACUCUUGUGAGGUUGCCAAAGAUCUCUCCGCUCAAUUGGUUCAGCUUGUUGUAUGACGCUUGGAUAAGCUCGUACAGACCGCAAAGCAACUGGUCUUUCGAAAUGAGUCUCUCGUUUAGCGACUUGUUUACAUUCACAAGAUUUGACUCAUCUUCUUCAAGCUCCUCAACCUUCAAUCUCAGCUCGUUCAGCUCCUCUUGA
This is a messenger RNA of Ogataea philodendri, 1557 nucleotides long. RefSeq lists its product as uncharacterized. The transcript has 6 exons. The record is from RefSeq and is a predicted model, not a curated record. NCBI's taxonomy places the organism in Eukaryota, Fungi, Ascomycota, Pichiomycetes, Pichiales, Pichiaceae. The coding region runs from base 1 to 1557 and encodes 518 amino acids.